Molecule: messenger RNA, 4569 nt
Organism: Myxocyprinus asiaticus (Chinese sucker)
Lineage: Eukaryota; Metazoa; Chordata; Actinopteri; Cypriniformes; Catostomidae
Product: probable transmembrane reductase CYB561D1
Exons: 3
Coding region: 516-1232 (238 amino acids)
Molecular function (GO): transmembrane monodehydroascorbate reductase activity
Source: RefSeq, a predicted model, not a curated record
AAAGAAAGCCUUCACCAUCCAGGAAAUACAUUUCACAGAAUCACUGUCACAACUACGAAGAUGGCACCCAACAGGAAUAACAGCUUUCCAACCGACUUCCAUUUAAACCCGAAGGAGUUCAUAAGUUGAAGUGUUUAUUCACGAGAUUUCGGAAGGACUGAGACUAGGUUUUGGGAAGCUCCGUGGUAGGAUUUAUUCUUGUGAUGGAUUAUAUAUUGUACAAUAUAGGCUAAAAUGUAAUUUGUGUAAUCUUAAUCAACGCGUGGCAUUGGUAUUGUAAAUACUUAAAUGCAUUAGUGUACAUCACCAUAACAGAAGCCGUAUGGUCAUAACCUUGUUAAAGAUAAUUACUACUGUACGUUGUUUGUAGGUUCAAAGCCCAUUAAGGUUGAUCAAUGAAUUAUCACCAUUGUGCCACUGAUCAAGACACAGCCUCAGGUUACUCCCGCAGGAUUACAUCUGUAAUGUGUGAUCUGGAUUAAAGCACUAGUUAAAUGUCAAACUAGUAAUCAGGAAUGCCAAGAGGGAUGCGCUCAUCAUCGGAUGUGGAGUACAGUCCGGUGGGAGAGGGCUUUGGAAUGCGGGAGUUCUGGCUCUAUGUGUGGCUGCGCAGAGUCUCUGUGAUAUCCGCGCACAUCAUUUCAGUCGGCCUGGUUAUUCUCACAUCCAUAUUGUCCAGACCAGGAACAAGUCUUUUCUCUUGGCAUCCGGUCUGCAUGUCACUCGGGUUUGGCCUGUGCAUGACAGAGGGCAUCCUUCUCUUCUCUGCCGAGGGCAGUCCAUUCUGCUUUAAAUCCCGUAAAUGGAAGGUCCGUCUGCACUGGUUCUUCCAGGCCUUGCUGCUUGUGUGUGGAGCUACAGGCUUCGGCUUUAUGGUGGCCAGUAAGAACAUAUCGGAGCAUUCUCACUUUAUCUCCUGGCACAGUCUGCUGGGGGUCGGUACAAUGGCUGCUACUGUGCUACAGGCGAUCUGUGGUGUCUUUCUUAUUUUUCCCAAACUUAUCAGCACUCAGUCGUUUCCACGAUUGAAACUGUACCAUGCCACCUGUGGCCUGGUGGCCUACCUGUUAGCCACCAUCACUAUCAUGUCAGCAAUGUUUACAGACUGGUUUCAGGCCACGGUGAAAGGAACAAUGUGGUACAUCUUCCUACUGCUGCCACUGUUUCCUGCCUUGGUGGUGAUGAACCAAAUUACUAGUGCCUUCCUGCCCAAAAAGAAGAUUACUAGCUAAAAACGAAAGCCUCAAUAUAGAGGUUUAUUUAGGGCUCUGGACUUGAACAGAUGUUUGACCACUGAAUGGUAAAGCACUACUUUGAGGAAGUGAUGAAAUUUUAUUUCUUUAAGGUGCAUUAAGUAAUUUUUCCCUUUAAAGUUGAAGUGUGUCACUUCUUUAAUGUUUUAUAUAGAUAUAUAGAUAUAGAUAUAUAUGCAUAGUGUAUUAUAUUUUUAUUAUAAAUAAUAUUUAAUAUAAAUAAUAUAAUAUUUACUCCACCAAUAAUAUGUAUUAUAUAUUAUUGAUAUAUGCGAUAAAAUGUCAUAAAUAUUUAAAUCAAAUUGGCAGCUCUAAUUAUUGGUAAUUGUUGAUUCUGUUGGUGAUGCUAGUCGCACCGAUAUUACACACUUCAGCUUUAAAAAAAAAAAAAGGUUUUAUCCCUAAUGUUUUUUAUAUCUAAUAGACUUCAGUCAUGUCAGUGCCCCAGAAAAAUAUAUUUUAUGCUUUAUAAGGCGGGUCGCCCCUUCAUGGUGGCUGCCAUGUUGAGAUCACAAAGCCAUUGCAUCUUGACCAAGUUAAUUAACAAAAACUUUAUACAUCUAUGCCAAUAGGUGUCAGUAUAAAGUCCAAGACUACUGAUGUAUUAGUUGUUUAAGAGGACGAAUACGAUCCAGUAAAACAUAAAUUAUUUAGUGCACCUUUAAGUAUCAUGACUUCUGAAAUUGGAAGUACUUGUACAUUGUAAAUAAAUAUUAAAUAUAUUUGUGUAUUUUCGAAUGUUGGAUUUGAUACAUACAAGCAACUAGCUGUGCUUUUUACGUGACAUAUUUUACAAAAUCCAUUGAGAUCUGUUGUUCUUCAUGGUGUUAUUUUACUAUGCACUGGUAACUAUGGGCUUUUGAGGCACUCUGGGAAAUACUUUACGGAGUAAUACAAAAUGGCACUUGCGUAGCAAAAAUAGUCCUAUUGUGUUAGUUACCUUACAAAUCUUGUAUACAAAAAUGGAAUUCAUUUACACCGAUAAGCCAAAACAUUAUGCCUAAUAUGCUGUUGGUCCUCCGCGUACCGCCAAAACAGCACCGACCUGCCGAGGCAUGGACUCAACAAGACUCCUGAAGGUGUCCUGUGGGAUCUGGCACCAAAACAGACAUUCCUGUAUGUCACGAGGUGGAGCCGUCGUGGAUCGGACCUAUUGAUCCAGCACAUCCCACAGAUGCUCAAUCGGAUUGAGAUCUGGUGAAUUUGGAGGCCAGGGCAACACCUUGAACUCUUCAUCAUGCUCCUCAAACCAUUCCCGAACAAUGUGUGCAGUGUGGCAGGGCACAUUAUCCUGCUGAAAGAGGCCACUGCCAUCAGGGAAUACCAUUGCCAUGAAGGGGUGUACCUGGUCUGCAACGAUGUUUAGGUAGGUGGCACGUGUCAAAUUGACGUUCACGUGAAUGGCCGGACCCAGGGUUUCCUAGCAGAAUAUUGCCCAGAGCAUCACACUUCCUCCACCUCAACGGCUUGUCGACUUCCCACAGUGCAUCCUGCUGCCAUCAUUUCCCCAGGUAAACGGUGCACACGUACACGGACGUCCAUGGCCGUCCACGUGAUGUAUAAGAAAACGGGACUCAUCAGACCAGGCGACCUUCUUCCACUGCUCCAAGGUCCAGUUCCAGGCGCUUUUGAUGGAAGACAGGGGUCACCAUGGGCACUCUGACCGGUCUGCGUCUACGCAGCCCCACACUCAGCAGGGUGUGAUGCACUGUGCGUUGUGACACAUUCCUCCCAUAACCAUCAUUCAAAUUUUCUGUGACUUGUGCUACAGUAGACCUUCUGUCGGUUCGGACCAGACGGGAUAGCCUCCGUUGCCCUCGCACAUUAAUGAGCCUUGGGUGCCCAACACCCUGUUGCCGGUUUGUGGUUUGUCCUGUCUCGGACCACUGUCUGUAGGUACUCACCGCUGCUGACCAGGAGCACUCCACAAGUCUUGCUGUUCCUGAGAUGCUCUGACCAAGUCUUCUGGCCAUUACAAUUUAACCUGGUCAAAGUCGCUCAGGUCUUUACUCCUGCCCAUUUCUUCUUCAUUCAACACGUUGACUACGAGAACUGAUUGUUUGCUUACCAUCUAAUCUACCCAGACCAUGAUAUGUUGCCUUGUUAGGAGAUGAUCAACAUUAUUCGCAUCACCUGUGAGUGGUCAUAAUGUUUUGGCUCAUCAGUGUAGUUCUAAAUUCAGUAAAUUUGUCUUAUUGCUUUUCUACUUCUCUUUACACCACAUCCAUGUGAGUUUUGCAGUGUAUUUUAGGGUGCCGUAUUUCAGUUUGUUCAUGUCACAGUAGUAUUUGAUUGUGUGCUUUUCUCUGCUUAACCGUUUGUAGCAUAAACGCUUGAAUAUCAUGACCUAAAAUGUGAAAGUUUUUUUUUCUGAACUUGGAAUGCAAUUUUUUUUUUUUACUGAUACUGAUAAUAAUUUUUACUAUAGCCAAUGAUGGAAAUGGUUAUUAUGAAUCUACUGUAUAUUGUUUUAAUUGCUGUUUAAAAAAAAGUGUAUUCACAAUAAAGCUCCAGUCUAGAAUUUUACAUGCUUCUAGUAAAAUCAGACAUCAGAACAUUUUCAUAUACGAUUAAAUAGAUGGAUAAAAGUGUAGUACUUUUUAAACCUGUCAUAAAAAAAAAAAAGAGUUGAAUAGGAAGCAAUGACCCUUGAUAUUAUCUUCUUCCAAUGGCAAAAUGAGAAAAAAACAACAACUGGUGAAUAGCAAUAAGGUGAUCAAUAUAUCUUGUAUCCCUUGUCUGGACAGAAAAAUGUUAUAUUAAUGUGUGUAUCUGAUGCUUAUUUCAACGCUUUAUCUAUAAUGCCAGUACAAGGAGAUUUCUUUUUAUUGUAUUUCAGUAUAUUGACCCAGUAUGAAUACAAGUUAUUUGUUUUUUGAUUUUUAUUUAUGUCUCUGUUACAUUUUUACAUGCAGUUAUUGACCUAGAUUGAAUCACCAUUGAUUGCAUUUACUGUAUUGAAUUGACAUGGCAAAUGUCUUGUUAACAGGUAAUAUGAGUGUACUGCUUAUGCAUAAAUCAGAAAUUAUUAAGAGUAUACUUAUAUGUAAUCUAAAAGGGAAAAAACCUGAAGCAGUUUACAUUACUGUUUGGAGAACAGUCCUUAUGAUGCAAAUAUUUAUGUAAUUGCACAAAUUGUUCAGGUUAUGAAAUUUUACAGCUUCGCAUCCAUGAAUGUAGAAAAUGACUCAGGGUUGUGGUUUGUGAAUUCAAUGAAACUAUAUUUUUGUGGAUAUUUUAUUCUAUACUGUAUUAAAAGUUUUUAAGGACUGGUUUGAUCUACCUUAUGAACAGUAAACUAUUGGUUUUGUUUGAA